AUCGGGUCUGUCAAUGAAGGAAGCGCCCGCCCCACUGCAGGUGCAAAGCUGGGCUCCGGGCUAACUGCUGCAGCGAAGGCGAGGAUAAAAGCAUCAUUUCACGAUGGCGUCUGCAAAUACCACCUAUGGACAAAAGGAGUCCUCGGACCAGAACUUCGACUACAUGUUUAAAAUCCUCAUCAUCGGCAACAGCAGCGUCGGGAAGACGUCCUUCCUCUUCCGCUAUGCAGACGACUCCUUCACGCCGGCAUUCGUCAGCACGGUUGGCAUCGACUUCAAGGUGAAGACCAUCUACAGGAACGACAAGAGGAUAAAGCUGCAGAUCUGGGACACAGCUGGCCAGGAACGCUACAGGACCAUCACCACAGCUUAUUACAGAGGAGCCAUGGGCUUCAUCCUCAUGUAUGACAUCACCAACGAGGAGUCCUUUAACGCUGUGCAAGACUGGUCCACCCAGAUCAAGACUUACUCGUGGGACAAUGCUCAGGUGCUGCUGGUGGGAAACAAGUGUGAUAUGGAGGAUGAACGUGUGGUGGCUACAGACAGAGGCCGGCAGCUGUCAGAACAGCUCGGCUUUGAGCACUUUGAAGCGAGCGCCAAGGACAACAUCAACGUGAAGCAGACCUUCGAGAGGCUGGUGGACAUCAUCUGCGAGAGGAUGUCUGACACGCUGGACAACAGCGAUCCCACAGUCACCGGAGCCAAACAAGGGCCGCAGCUCACCGAGCAGCCGCAGAGGUCCCAUCAGGACUGUGCUUGCUAAAUGCAUCACACACACACACACACACACACCCACACACACACUACAUUUGCUCUCCUGAUGUCCAUAUAACUUUUUAAAGUCAUGUUAUCAGUUGAUGUCAUGUGAACCUGCACACAUCGAUGUAUCAGAAACACAGGCGCUGACUGCUGCUGAGAUUGUCAACCCGUCGUCGUCGUCCUAUAUCCUCGUCAUAGUCCCAAAGAUGAUCGAUAUCACAGCAAAAAUCACAUGCGAGCUAAUGUAGUCACGCCUUUUAACACGCAGACAUUCCCAUGUUUUACUGCAUGUACAGUACACAUGCACCGUGCUGGAUUUAAACACGCUUUUAACCCUUGUGCAACCUUAAGAUUGACUUUACACCAGGGGUGUCAAACUCAUUUUAGAUCGGGGGCCACAUGGAGAAAAAUCGGAUUGGUAAAAUCACAGCACCAUAACUUAAAAAUAAAGACAACUUCAGAUUGUUUUCUUUGUUUCAAAAUAGAACAAGCACAUUCUGAAAUUGUGCAAAUCAUAAUGUUGUUGGGGUUUAUUUACACUUACAUGUUGCGGUCAAUGGUAUUCUAUCUUUAUUUGUCGUUAUUUAUAUUUUCCGAAUAAAUGGUGAUAAUGUUCAUCAGUCAACUCAUUGGUGUUAAUUUUCAAUCUAUCAAGAUUUUAAAAAAUAUAUCAAAAUCCAAUUACAGUAUUUUAUUUAUGUAAUUUGAUCAUUUUCCUCAACUGAUGUACUAACAUCAUGUGCUUUAUUUUGUACAUACCGUAGUUUUCGGAGUAUAAGUCGCGCCGGAGUAUAAGUCGCACCGGCCGAAAGUGCAUAAUAAAGAAGGAAAAAAACAUAUGAGUCGCACUGGAGUAUAAGUCACAUUUUUUGGGGGAAAUGUAUUUGAUAAAAGCCAACACCAAGAUUAGACAUUUGAAAGGCAAUUUAAAAUAAAUAAAGAAUAGUGAACAACAGGCUGAAUACGUAUGAGGCAUAAAUAACCAACUGAGAACGUGCCUGGUAUGUUAACGUAACAUAUUAUGGUAAGAGUCAUUCAAAUAACUAUAACAUAUAGAACAUGCUAUACGUUUAUCAAACAAUCUGUCACUCCUAAUCGCUAAAUCCCAUGAAAUCUUAUACGUCUAGUCUCUUACGUGAAUGAGAUAAAUAAUAUUUGAUAUUUUACAGUAAUGUGUUAAUAAUUUCACACACAAGUCGCUCCUGAGUAUAAGUCGCACCCUCGAUCAAACUAUGAAAAAAAACUGCGACUUAUAAUACUAAUACGGUAUGUAGCAUCAUCUACAAAGAUACAAAGAAUUGCUAUUGCGACAUCCACUGGACACAUCUAGAACAGCUGUUUAUUUCAUUCAAAACAUUUCAGGUUAAUUUUUAUACCUAGCAAACUAAUCCCGCGGGCCGUACGUUUGACACCACUUCUUUACAUACUUACUCUUACGUUCCAAAAGGGACACGCUCAUAAACACUUUUUUUUUUAAGCUUUCCAAGCUUGACAUUUUUAAACACCUUAGAUCUAAUAAUAUACAUUUUCUACAAUGGGGAAAAUGCAAAAUAGACAAUAUUUCUAAAGAUGGGUUGCAGAGUGGAAUAUAUGAGGUUGGGAAAUUACUGCCUUAAAUAUGUCAAUUUAUGGCAACUUUUAUUUUGAUACAAUAGACCAAAUAUAUUUUUUACAGUGUCUACUGAGCUACAAUUGGAGAGAAAGCAGACAGGACUUGGUUGAGUUUAUUGAUAGCUGCCAUUUUGUGUAUCAUUGCAUUGCAGCAGUUUAAUGGCAGGUCGACUCAUUUACACUCAUCAAAGCUCUGAGAAUUAUGCUCAUUGUUUUCUGGCGCCAUAUUAAGUUAAGGGGCGCAAUUACACCAAAACAAUUAAAUUAAUUAUUUUUUUGUGGAAAAAGCGUAGUAAUAUACCAAGAUUACAGUCCAUUAAAAACAGCAGUUAUAAUGGGAGUCAAUGGUAUACUUUUAUAUCCUGUUCUAACAUUGCGAUCCAAAUCACAGUGCAAAAAAAUGUUCCCUGGCAAAAUUUCACACAGCAAACCUUCAUACUGAUCAAUCAUAUCGCAUAAAGAUCACAUGUCAUGCCCAUUUUGCACAAGGGUUAAAUAAGCAGCAUUCCAUCAACCCUUCUUGUUUGGUUGCUCAUGAGGUCCGAACCAUACCUGUCGACAUUUGUAUUGAAAAACAAGGGGCAUUUUCCAGAAAAUUGUCGCCUGCAGUGAAAGUUACAAUAUUUUAAUUUUUUUUUUAAAUACGAAAUUUUAAACGGCAGUACAACGGGAAAGAAGAGCCAAAUGCAGAAGUUUCCCGUAGAACACGUGGGUGGGAGUUGACCGGUAUUGUCAGAGUAUUUUGACUGAUUCUACCUUCGAUCUCACUGCAAAUGUUGUGUUGAUUGGGUUUGGUCAGGUGACAUCAUCGAUUAUUAAGCUUUAAACCCGAUGGGGGAGUUGAAGAGAAUAUCAAAUCGUUAGUCAAAUUGUUGUUUUACGCCUUCCUAGCUUUUUAACUUAAAAAACGUGUUUACAAGAGCCUGCGGUGGACAGCAUCUUUUUUUAUUUAUUUGAAAUGUUUUGCUAAUCUAAUCAGUCUGAUGCUGCAUCCACUCCGUGCUGCUUCAUAGUGUGUUUUUAUUUGGAACAAGAAUAGACCAGCGUGUAAAUGUUUGAACUAUGCGUUUUGAAAUACAGAACGAACUUCUCCACAUAAAAGUAUUUAUAAUGUGCUUUAGGGUGCAUGUUGUUGGUGGACUGGAUGGUUUGAGUUCAGAGUUCAAAACGUGCUUCUCCUUUCACUGCGUGCUCCAUAAUCAAAGACAUGCGAUCCAGCAGCGCCAUCAACUUGCACUGGAUUGUUAUUUUUGGAAGGGAACAUCAUGUUUGACGCACGUUUAAUGUCCAAUCUGUUAUUGAGUUUUGUUUGCCCGUGUGUGUGUGUGCAGUGCAGACCCUCGCAACCAUGUCUCCACUAAUGUGCUGAGGCAUGUUUUUUAUUUAUAACUUAUUUAUUUUACUCUUACGCGCUCUAAAGAACUUUUACUUGACACGUCGGCCGUUUACGAGCGCGAGACGCGUCCUGGGGAGGAGAGUUCAGACAUUCCAGUCAUUGGUGGGCAGCUUGUUUGUCUUCUCAUAUCAGUUAUGUAACCUUUUAAGACAUGCCAGCGUAACGGCAGACUGUUCUCACGGAGCAAUAAGCGCUUGUUUGAAUUUUCUCGACGGCCAGCGCGACCCGGUGGACGUUUUCCACGCGCGUCCUUCGAUGGCCGCGCUCUGAUGAAUUGUCCUGUCCACGGAGCUAAAAAUAGACGUCAACAUUUCCAUAUUCCUGUUUGUCUUGCACCGUCAACACCUGUCGCAGCUCAGCGGGGAAGACGACAAGCUGGCUACGCUGAAAAGUUACCACGAGAAACCUGGUUUCACUUUGGAACUGUUUGUGUUCCUGUUGUUUUGCCACGGCUGUAGGCGCCCUCCCCCCGUGUCACCACUCUUGUAAAUACUGCCCGUCUGGUACUAGUUGUGUGAAUCGUGUUGUAAUAACUGUAAUGCCAGAUUUGCUCAAAUGAGGGAUCAAUAAAUAAAUCCUUGCAGCUGGAUUUGGUUGACGUGAUACAAUGACUCCCAAAUGUUAGUCCUUGACUCACGUCGACCUCUUGUCCAGCAGAGGGCAUCACAAGCUAUAA
Molecule: messenger RNA, 4442 nt
Organism: Entelurus aequoreus (snake pipefish)
Lineage: Eukaryota; Metazoa; Chordata; Actinopteri; Syngnathiformes; Syngnathidae
Product: ras-related protein Rab-3A-like
Exons: 5
Coding region: 104-763 (219 amino acids)
Biological process (GO): protein secretion; regulation of synaptic vesicle fusion to presynaptic active zone membrane; protein localization to plasma membrane
Cellular component (GO): axon; plasma membrane; endosome
Molecular function (GO): GTPase activity; GTP binding
Source: RefSeq, a predicted model, not a curated record